CUAAAGUUGCCAAGGGAAGUUGAACUGAAGUGCACUGAAGCGUUGGAGUUUUGAUUUGCUUUCGGACUCUCGCGGAUUAUAUUUACGCUAAUGCGUCAUGGUACUGUUUUUAAUUUUCUGUGCAUAAUUGUCUUCCAGCCUUGCCCCUGCCAUAAUUUACAAGGAAGGACGUAAACCACCCGGAUAUUUGCAGACGAUAUGGCAUUUCGCAGGCUAUUGAGCUUCAGUCAUGUUGGCAAUAAUUUUUGUCGAAAAUAUUGUCAAGGGGUAGCCAGCCGAGAUCCUUCACUGUAUUUCUUCAGCAGCAGAGUCCAAGAACUUCUUUUUCAGCUGAAUGACAGGCAACAUGAUCUGGUUUUCAAGCCCAGAAAGCUGGGUCAGAAGCUAGAGGCUCCCCAGUAUGUGUUCAUGACUGAUGAAGAUCUUGACAAGGAGCGCCGUCGGAUCGAGCAGCGUCUCCGCGAGAAGCUCCAGGUACCGCCCGUACUGGGCCCUCGGAAACCCAUCGAACGGGUCCUGGCCAAAGACCCGCGACUAGAAGGGCUGCACGACUCCAAGCUGGUCUGCAUUGAUAUCUCGCCAGAUCUAUCCGAUAGGAAGCGGAUGAUCACCGUGCGAGAGCCGGACGGUACGCUGCGGACGGCCAACUGGAAUGAGCGGGGCCGCAUCAACCAGAUCUUCCUGCCGGUCGACGGACGCACCGUCACCAUGCCGAAAAUGUUCGAGGAGCCUCAUCUGACGGAGUGCCUGGACCGAGAGGAGUACGUCUCCGUUCUGGACCGUGCCUGCGUCCAGUUCGAGCCCGACGACCCGGACUAUAUCCGAGUCACCAGCGCCACCUAUGACCACGUGGACGCUGCCCGACUCUACGAGCGCCUGCAGAGCACCCGGCACUUUGGUGCGCUGGCCUUCUACCUGACCUGGCACAGGCGCAUCGACAACCUUCUCCUCUACUUCAUCCAGCUUGAAAAGUUGGACCAAGCAGUGAAACUCAUCCAUCUGUAUCGGUUACUGCGAUCGGCGGAGCCAAUCAGCGAUCAGGCUCCGCCCACCAGGCAGGAAUCCAGCCAAUCAGACGGCUACUCGUCAUCGUCCGAGUCUGGCUCCGAGUCUGAGUCAUCGUCCUCGGACUCGGACUCUGAAGGAGUCCAACUGGACAUAAUUCGGGAUUACAUUGAGAACGCGUCGGUGAAGCGACCGGUGCUGGAGCUGGCGCUGCAGAAUUUCCAGCACCUCUCGGCCGAGCGGCGACGGGUGGAACGGGAACAGCGCAGAGCCGACGGCAGGCAGUGACCUGACCUGAGCUGACAUCGGGUGAAUGUCGGGUCGGACGGGCCCCGAACUCCGGAGACGGACCGGUGGGAUGGCCCCCUGACCCUAGUAUUUGUGAGAAACUGAAGGUGAGACAGUUGCUAAACAGAGCAGGCGAUAUUUGUUGUGUGGAGCUGGUCCUACGUUUGCCGGACUGAGACCAUCAAUGGGUCAAUUUUGUGAAGAGAAGCGUGAAAUGGCAUGUAUGUGCUCCAUUUAUAGUGUCUUUAGUCAGACUUGUUGGCGCAGAAUCGCAGUCUCCUCGAAUUAGUCGCGAAGCUGUGGUUUUCGUUGUCUUCAUUUUACUGUGUUCAAUCGGGCACAGCUUUUUUGAUAAUAUCGUUUGUAAUUUUGAUGCGUUUUAUUGUCGUUUCCGCCUUUAAUAUAAAAAACGGUAAAGGAGAACCGGUCAACAAAAUUUACAUCGAGCCGAACUCGAGCUUCAUAACAAGUUAUAUUGGCCGCCAUUCGUGCGUGCUCCGUGCCACUUGUCCAAUGAUUGUGUUCGGGGUUGAACCUGAGCGUGAUAGUGUCCGUAGCAAAAUACUGAAGCGACUUCGCAAUGAAAUACAGGAUGUCUGGACGGAAAUGCCA
Molecule: messenger RNA, 1905 nt
Organism: Amphibalanus amphitrite
Lineage: Eukaryota; Metazoa; Arthropoda; Thecostraca; Balanomorpha; Balanidae
Product: 28S ribosomal protein S22, mitochondrial-like
Exons: 7
Coding region: 199-1293 (364 amino acids)
Cellular component (GO): mitochondrial small ribosomal subunit
Molecular function (GO): structural constituent of ribosome
Source: RefSeq, a predicted model, not a curated record